Molecule: messenger RNA, 1672 nt
Organism: Lytechinus variegatus (green sea urchin)
Lineage: Eukaryota; Metazoa; Echinodermata; Echinoidea; Temnopleuroida; Toxopneustidae
Exons: 12
Coding region: 17-1348 (443 amino acids)
Cellular component (GO): CatSper complex; cilium
Source: RefSeq, a predicted model, not a curated record
CCUUGAGGCUUGAACGAUGAUGGGUGGCCGACUCCUGUUUCUUUUCGUUCUCAGCUCUAACUUUGCAUUUGAUGUUAUUUUAGGUCUCAGUAUAAAUGUUGGAAGUCAUUGGACUGCCAAUAAGACUCUGAGUGGACCCCUUAUCAUUCAAGAUCAGGAAUUGGUGGUUUACUAUGAAAUCAGUACAGAUAUCCCAGAUGAGUCUGGAUCUGAGACUAAUCGAGCAUUGGGUCAUACGUUUGUGUCGUUAGGACUGAUUCCUAGUCUUACAAUCAUCAAUAGUACUUGGUCUGAAACAUUCUCCUUUGGAACAGAUUCAUGGAGGCCUGAAGAAGGUUACUGGGUGAUGCAUCUUCAUUGUAGUGUCUUCACUUGUACAGGUUCAGUGAAUAUCGGAGAAUGGUAUGGAAUUGUUGAAAUGGAUGUGCAUACCGGAUUACUCAGGAAAACUGUCAGUAUUGUGGACCCACAAACAGAACCAAUCCAAAGUCUAUGUGAUGCUACAUCUAGUAUUCCUACCACCAGUAUAGCUACAUCAUCUUACAGUAGACUGGUUUCAUCUCAAAGUCCUUGUUCUCCUGAUGUUGUUGUCAUGGCAACCAUAUCAGAUGACUCUAAUGUACACAUGGGACUAUCAUAUAAAGGUCUACAACCAGACAGUGUAGAUUGGUUUGAUCUGACUGAUAUUCUAUGUGGAAAUUUUUCAUCUCAAGAUUGUGAACUUGGAAGCUUGAUUGACUUGAAGCUGACUUCAGAGCAUCUCAUUAUCCUGACAUCGGAAGCCAUCUUUACCAUUCAUCUGAAAGGGCAAGGCUUGAAUAAGAACUUGGUCAAUACUGUCAACCUUGAUAUUAUUCUAGAAGACAUACUGCCCAAUGAUACUAGACUCUCAUACACUCCUACAUGCAAUCCUGAACGUUUGGUUGAUGAAGUGGUACUUCUGGUGAAACAGCUACCCUACCCCGAUACUCUACCAAGGAUCCUUGGUGUGAGCCGAUAUCCCUUUACCUCCUGGCUUCCGCUUAACAUCACUGAUGCUAUUCCUCUUCUUGGACUCCAUCUCCCACAGUCUUCAAGGUUUCUCAUCCUAGCUCAUCCUAGUCAUCAGGAUGAAUACAGAGUAAGCCUGUACCCCAUCAAUCACCUGUUUGCACCCCCGAGGGGUGGUAUGAAGCCCAUCUACACCCCUAAAGCACUCCCAUCAUCCUUCACACCCUACGGGGCAUGCUUAGAAACCACCGGCUACAACAGCUUCUUCUAUGGAAACCAGGUAAGUUUUAUAUUAAAUUAUUUGCUGAUUGACCCAUUUUUGUUAGCAGAUUGCCUACUGGAACUGGAUGGUUCCUAAGCAAAGCCUUUGGAUGUUACAGAAUUCUGGGUCCCAUCUUACACAGAGUUGCGAUUGAUCCGAUCAACCACAACUAUGGACGGCCAGCAACAUCAACAUCUAAAAUGCAAAUUUAUAUGAUGUAUAUUCAUACAUUCAUCAUUCUUUUGAAGAUAUGAUUCUCUUUGUUUACUAGUGAGAUUGUGCAAAUUAUGGUAUGGAUGGAUUUCCUGAUAGUUGAGAUUGAUUGGAUUAAUUGUAACUCUAUGUAAGAUGGGCGCAGUAAAAAAAAAAAAAGGUUGACCCAUUACCUAUAGAAAGCAGGUGAUAAGUGUGUCAGUGAGU